Molecule: messenger RNA, 1702 nt
Organism: Frankliniella occidentalis (western flower thrips)
Lineage: Eukaryota; Metazoa; Arthropoda; Insecta; Thysanoptera; Thripidae
Gene: Arp1
Product: beta-centractin
Exons: 9
Coding region: 433-1563 (376 amino acids)
Source: RefSeq, a predicted model, not a curated record
GAAGAGCAUGUGAAAGCCUCUCUCUUAUCUCACCACAAUCUUCACAUUCGGUGGAAUUUAACGUUAUUUCAUUCGAGUACAAUCCCCUGCGUCCCCGCCCCCUCCCCCUCGUCUGCGGCUCAUUCAGUCAGGGUUUAAGGUUAGGUUUUGGCCCACAGAUUGGGUUGUCACCUGUCAUACGAAAAAAAAAAUACCUUUCAACGGCCCCGAUUAAAACACUGUGCUUACCGUGUCAUGAAUGAUCAUCAACGACUUCCAACUAUGCGCUGUCGGUAAUAAUUUGAGCGUUAGAACUGCACAUUCGUAUUAUUAAAUCAUACAUUGACGUGCUGGCCCUAGUACUCGGCCCGAAAGCAGUGCUGAUUGACUGUAGGUCGUUUUGAAGAGUGGGACCCUUUUGCUAAUUAGUGAAGAGUUCUGCAAAUCAACACUAUGGAACCCUACGAUGCCAUUGUGAACCAGCCUGUGGUUAUUGACAACGGUUCCGGAGUCAUCAAAGCUGGUUUUGCUGGAGAUCAAGUGCCCAAGUGCUGCUUUCCUAACUAUGUUGGGAGGCCAAAACAUGUACGCGUCAUGGCUGGUGCCUUAGAAGGUGAUCUAUUUGUUGGUCCUAAAGCAGAAGAGCACCGUGGUCUCCUCAGUAUACGAUAUCCUAUGGAGCAUGGUAUUGUAACAGAUUGGAAUGAUAUGGAGCGUAUUUGGCAGUACAUCUACAGUAAUGAUCAGCUUCAGGCAUUUGCUGAGGAGCAUCCAGUUCUCCUCACAGAGGCUCCACUUAAUCCCAAAAAGGAUAGAGAAAAGGCAGCUGAAAUAUUUUUUGAAUCCCUCAAUGUUCCUGCCCUCUUUGUGUCAAUGCAGGCAGUGUUGAGCUUAUACGCUACUGGACGAACAACAGGUGUGGUCCUGGAUGCUGGUGAUGGAGUUACUCACGCAGUUCCCAUUUACGAGGGCUUUGCCCUUCCUCACAGUAUCAUGCGGGUGGAUGUUGCUGGCAGGGAUGUCUCACGGCACCUCAGGUUAUUAUUAAGGAAAGAGGGUUUGAAUUUCCGCACAACUGCUGAAUUUGAGACUGUCCGUACCAUCAAAGAGAAGUGUUGUUACCUAGCAAACCAGCCAUUAAAAGAAGAAACUGUGGAGUCUGAGAAAUUCCAAUACACACUUCCUGAUGGUAGUAAACUUGAGAUUGGCUCAGCCCGCUUCCGAGCCCCAGAGGUACUUUUCCGUCCAGAUUUAAUUGGAGAAGAGUGUGAAGGAAUUCAUGAAGUCUUGUUGUAUUCAAUCACUAAGUCUGAUUUAGACCUUAGGAAGGUUCUCUUCCAGAAUAUUGUUCUCUCUGGAGGUUCAACACUGUACAAGGGCUUUGGAGAUCGUUUAUUAUCAGAAAUUAAGAAACUGGCCCCUAAAGAUGUCAAAAUCAGAAUAUCAGCUCCCCAAGAACGCCUCUAUUCAACUUGGAUUGGUGGGUCCAUUUUGGCAUCUCUGGAUACUUUUAAACGGAUGUGGGUAUCUAAAAGAGAAUUCGAUGAAGAUGGUCACAGAGCAAUCCAAAGGAAAACAUUCUAGAUAUGGUAGUCAAUGGUAUGUAAUAGAUUGCUGAUAUCAAAUACAGUUUUUCUUGUGAUUAGCUUUGCUUUCCAGGUUUUAGUUUUUCAUAUUUAAUACAAUAUGUAAGUUAUGUAUCUGAAGGCUGUGAUCAGCUCAA